AAGAAAAGCUCAACCCAAACUUUGAUUCCCCAAUCACCAUCUUCUCCCCCGUGCCCCGAGCCCCCGACCAUGGCGUCCGCGGCCGCCACCUCCACCCCCCUCCGUCUCGUUUCCUCCGCACGCCUUUCCAAGCCCCUCCUAUCCAAGCCCCACCUCCUCACCGUCUCCUCCCCCGUCUCCUUCCAGCGCCUCACCGCCAGGUCCUCCGCCUCCCCGACCCCCUCCACCUCCCCUUCCACCUCCGGCUCCGUCGACCCGGCGCAGCUUCCCCCUGCGCUCCGGGACAUCAUCGCGCUCUUCCAGUCCGUGCCUGAUGAGCGCACCCGCUACAAGCAGCUCCUCGCCUACGCCGCCCGGCUGCCGCCCAUGGACCCGACGCUCAAAACCGACGCCAACCGCGUUAGGGGUUGCGUCUCCCAGGUCUGGGUACACGCCGCGCCGGAGGUGGACGCGCCGGGCUGCGUCAGGUUCCAGGCCGACUCGGACGCGCAGCUCACCAAGGGCCUCGCGGCGUUGCUGGUGCUCGGGCUCUCAGGCGCGCCCGCCAGGGACGUGGCGAUGGUGCCGGUGGAAUUCAUCGAGAUGAUUGGGAUCAGGCAGAGCCUCUCACCGUCCAGGAACAGCGGACUGCUCAAUAUGAUUAAUCUCAUGAAGCUCAAGGCACUGGAAAUUGCUGCAGGUGGUGACGCAGCGGGCAAGGAGGGGACUGGCGGCCAAGAAAUCCAUCAGGUGGUUGCUCAACUGCGUGCCGUGGAGAAGGAAGAGCCUCAAUUUUCGGCUUUUGGUGCACAAGAACACGAGACUUCACAGACGGAAAGGCCUGAGGAGGAACAAUUUCCAGACGAACCAUCUGCUGUGGUACAUGGAAAUGGCAGCCUUGGGAUGGGGAGGAAGGAAAGGAUAAGGGAGAGUUUGGAGACCGGGCUUUCACCUGUGGAACUCGAGAUUGAGGACAUUUCACAUCUCCACAAGGGGCAUGCUGGGGUGGCAGGUAGCAGUGGAGAGACACAUUUCAAUGUGCGGGUGGUGUCCAAGGAGUUUGAGGGGAAGAGCAUGCUCAAGAGACACAGGGCUGUGUAUGAUCUCCUGCAGGAUGAGCUGAAGAGCGGGCUGCAUGCUCUGUCCAUUCAUGCAAAGACACCAUCUGAAGUCUAGGUACUGCAUACACAUUAGGUUCAUCUCUGCCCCUAUAUUGUUUUUAUGGAAAGCUCUUUUGGUGACACAUUGUAUGCUUUGCUAGAAUAGUGCUUCUCACUUGCUGAGAAGUCUCCUUUUACAAUUCUCAAUCGCAUAUGAUAUUUUCUUGUGUCAGCAGCAGAAGAUGGUUUGCUGAAUAUACUAAAACAGAAUUUUAAUUCUUCAUUCACAAACUUGCUGGAUGCUAAAUAAUGUAUGUGCAAUGGUUGUCUUCA
Brachypodium distachyon (stiff brome) is the source of this 1412-nucleotide messenger RNA. RefSeq names its product sufE-like protein 1, chloroplastic/mitochondrial. The record is from RefSeq and is a predicted model, not a curated record. The transcript has a single exon. Lineage: Eukaryota; Viridiplantae; Streptophyta; Magnoliopsida; Poales; Poaceae. Bases 70 to 1155 code for a protein of 361 amino acids.